Messenger RNA from Acanthaster planci (crown-of-thorns starfish), 2051 nucleotides. RefSeq lists its product as uncharacterized. Gene Ontology annotation, molecular function: cytokine activity. Gene Ontology annotation, cellular component: extracellular region. NCBI's taxonomy places the organism in Eukaryota, Metazoa, Echinodermata, Asteroidea, Valvatida, Acanthasteridae. The record is from RefSeq and is a predicted model, not a curated record.
AAAGCUUUGUUCAAUUUCUAUAGCGCAUUGUAGAGUAACACACCGAGCAAUGGGAAUGCAUCAUUCAACAGAGAGAGAUUCACAUUUGUGUGUUCGGUUACUGUUCGUCUUGAUGUUGGCGUGUGUUGCAAGAGCUUCCAUCCAGGAUUUACUUAGACCCUCUUCACAAUGGAUAAACGACAACAACCUCAGCGGGAGUGGGAGGAACGAUCAAAGUGCUUCAUCUGAUGGACUCUCCUCCAACAGUGGAAGUGGAUUCCUUUCCAAUAGCAACGACCAAAUGCAAGAAAUCUCGAGUGGAAACAGGCUCUCAGAUCUUUUGUCUGUAUCACUGAGCGGUAGCGGGAGUGCUCAGCUUGAAGGAGAGACAUCAACUACCGGCAAACGCGAAGCAGACAUCAGGCGGAAGAGAGACUUACCCUCUCGAGCUAUUUGCGAAUUCGAAUAUGAGGAAAACGAAGACAUGAACAGGUUGCCUAGCAAAUUGAUGUUUGCCAAAGAAGUCCACAAAGGCAUAAACUCGUGCAUCGAUCCUAAUACAGACGAACUUAGUUACAGUGCGCAGGGUUCGUGCCAGAUGGUGAUGUAUACAAUGCAGGUGCAGACCAGACAAUCUAGCAGCGAGAGCUGGCAAAACACGUCCAUCAAAGUCCCUGUUGCCAGGAUUUGCGCUAGAGACAAGGAAAUUUAAGGAGACAGACGUUCUUCGCAUCAGGCAAUAACAGCGUUUUUACACGCGGCCAUACUGGUGGUCAAGUCUUUAUUCCCGUCAAAUUGACAAGUGACUCCAGUAUGGCCGUCAGGGAAACUCUGCAUUAGAAUUCAGGUUGGAGGACAAAAACAGCACUGCAAUUUUGCCUAAAAAGAUAAUCUCUUGCAAUAUCUAAUAAUUCGCUUUAUUUAUUUAUUUAUGAAAACAUGCUCCUAAAUAAUUAAAUAUAUGGAGAAAGAGGAAUGUUCUAUAGAAUAUAGUAUUUAUUCUAUACAUGUAUAUUAAUUUAGCUAAUUAAAUGAGUUUAUAGCCUUGUUGCUUGCCAAAAAUGAUUUUACCUCUUGUAAGCAGGUACGGGUUAGUGAUCGGUUUGUAACGAGUAUUUCCUGGUAUCCAAUUCGGAGCAGAUGAUAUCAUCGUCAAAGAAAACAAUUUUAACAAGUAUAGGUCCUUGCAGCUAAGUUUUAUAACAGAGACAGGAUUGUCCCUCCUUGAGUUCUCGUUGCUACGAGGUUCACAAUGGAAACAUUUCAAUUAUCUUUCUUCAAUCACCUUAUCGCGCUCAGCCAAACAAAACUUCCAUCUGGUGGCUGACACUGAGACGGAGACCAGGCCUAGACUUUUUUCUAAAAUGUUCGAACUGUUUUCUAAAGUUUACAAUUAGCGCAGACACUUUAUUGUUCUUAUUGAUGUUUGUGACUAAUUGUCCAAACUGAUCUGGAAUCUACAGAUCCAUAGAGUCCGUCUUCUUUUCAAACCAUUCAGUCUCGAAGAGCGGCUCUUACUCAGGAAGACAUAAGACAUGCACAUAAAACACGAAACAAAAAGGGAAGUAAAGUCACCAAGAAAGUCUCUGUAAAGUGAAAAUAAAUAACACUGGCUUGGAAGUAAACUUAAAUGUAUACAUAGAGUUGUAUCUGUAUAAAGAUAAAAAUGACAUGUUAAACGCAAACAAACCAUCAUUUUAAAACUGUAUUUGCUUAAUAGCAAACAGCUAUUUUCAGCUGAGGUUAUCAGUUUGAAAGUACAGUAGUGACUGUGUCACGUGCUUAUCUUUGCAUCUUUGCUGGUGAUAUAAUUAGUUAAAAGUCUCGCAAACUAAUAUUUAUUAAACAGUGCAUUGAGUCUGUGUGCUAAAUAUUUGUAUUGAUAUGCAAUCAGGAAAGAGAAUAUGGUUUGAUUUAAUACUCUUUUUUUAUCAUAUGGUUAGAAUGAAACAAAGUUCGUUUGUGGUUUUAAAAUCUCGUCUGAAUUUAUUCGAAAUUCAUGCACUAAAGUACACACUUCAGUGUGUCAUUAAUUAAAGUGUUAUAUUUUAAGGAUAUGAAGAUUGCUUUAA